AUGUUCCUGCUUUCGAAGCUGCUGAAGGCAGGUUCGACUGAGAGCAAGAUUGGCCACGCCCCGGACAUUGAAGCGAAGCUCGUGUCCUUGGGCGCCAUCGGUGCGGCUGAGACUGGACUCGCUGGACAGUCCGAGUUCCUCAGCUUGGGCGACUUGGGCGCCAUCGGUCCGGCUGACACUGGACAGUCCGAUGCCGCGCUUGCUCUGAACGAUGACGAUGAUGAUGAGCAGGCCAAUUGCAUUGCCCGUGCAACGCCGGCGGCAGCCGCUGCUCGGAGUGAAGCUGAUGACAUCGAAGAAGUCGAAGUUGACGUUGUGGCAGAUCUGACUUCUCAGUUUCCCAAUGCGAUAAUUGUUCAUGGGCUCAAGCAUGUGGCGGACGGAGCCCUUGGCCUUACCCUUCAAUCGAUGAACUUGUACUUGGAAUGCAUUUCAGGGGGGCGGGGACAUUGCCAGUUCAUUGCAAUGCCAAUGCCAGCAUAG
Molecule: messenger RNA, 483 nt
Organism: Symbiodinium sp. CCMP2592
Lineage: Eukaryota; Dinophyceae; Suessiales; Symbiodiniaceae
Source: the annotation of a GenBank genome assembly